Messenger RNA from Panthera uncia (snow leopard), 1831 nucleotides. RefSeq names its product glutaredoxin (gene GLRX). Bases 223 to 543 code for a protein of 106 amino acids. The record is from RefSeq and is a predicted model, not a curated record. The transcript has 3 exons. NCBI's taxonomy places the organism in Eukaryota, Metazoa, Chordata, Mammalia, Carnivora, Felidae.
UUAAACAGAAGUAUGCAUUCUUCUCUGCAUCUCUAGCUGAUGAAUCAUACGAGACUGACAUGACAUUGGAUCUGUCCCUUUAAAAAUCCAGCACGCUGCUGGGCAAACUCCUCCUCCAGGGAGGUUCCUUUAAAUAAGCGCCUGCUGGCCAGGCCACCGGUUUACACUCGGAGCAUUACCUGCCAUUGAGGAUUCCUCCCCUGGAGGUGGCUCCCUGUCAGCAUGGCUGAAGAGUUUGUGAACUGCAAAAUCCAGCCGGGGAAGGUGGUUGUGUUCAUCAAGCCCUCCUGCCCCUACUGCAAGAGGACCCAAGAGCUCCUCAGCCAACUGCCCUUCAAACAAGGGGUUUUGGAAUUUGUCGAUAUCACAGCCACCAGUGACACUAGCAAGAUUCAAGAUUAUUUGCAACAGCUCACUGGAGCCAGAACAGUACCUCGGGUCUUUAUCGGUAAAGACUGUAUAGGCGGAUGCACUGACCUAAUGGAUAUGCAUCAGAGUGGGGAGCUGCUGAAGCGGCUAAAACAGAUUGGAGCUCUACAGUAAUUACAGGGCAGACGCCAGGAUGAUACCCCCUUGAGAGCUGGAUGGCAUUUCAAAGGAGGACCACACUUCCUGGCGGAUGGAUCUGGGGCUAACGGCCACAGCAACUGUUUACUUAAAAUUCUGAAAUGUGUUCACCCAAAAAAAAGGGGGGUGGUGGAUUUUUUGGCAAAAACAGCUUUUCCUUCUUUUGACUCAGUAUUAAAAAUGGACCAACUUGCCCCAAACCACAGGUUGGAGAAGGUUGAUAGACAUUUUGGGUUUCUUCUCCAUUGGCACUUUGGGUUCCAAAAGACCAUGACAAGUUAUGGCUUAGGAUUGACUCAGUGACCCAAAAGACAUUCUUUCUCUUGGGCACAUGUCUCUUAUGUUCUCCAUAUGCUAGGACCCCCCUACCUCUAAGUCAGUGUUUCUCAACCAAGAUUACUCCAAUCCUCUUUAGGAUUAAUCUAUAAUUGGUUUCCUGCUAUUGCCUGAAAGUUACUUGGUUGAGUUUUAGCUUGAUAGAAUUUGCAUUACAAAAACAAUAGGUAUUUUGAAUGUGCUUUUUCAAGUUAUAUGUGUCUCCCAGUCAUUAUCCCCAACUCACCCCAUCCUAUCUUGGGAAUCACUGCUCUGAAUCCGUGUUCUAACCUUGACAACUCACAGAUCUCAUAGGACAUGUUCAACAAUUCUGUUGAACCAGUACAGAGACUCUGUACUGGGUCUUGAGGACCCAACUUGGGAAACACCACAUGAAACGUUAAGCACUGUUGGUCUUCACUUGGUGCCACAGGGAUCAGAGGUAUCAGUGUAGCUGCUGCAAUCACGGGGUUCCUCUGUUAUGGAAGAUGGUCAUCCAGGCAAUCCGGAAGAAGAGUGUAUUGUUUAGAUUAUGAACAGAAGUCAAAUGCAACAUUUAAAAUGUUACCACAGGAAAUUUACAAACCCCUUCCCCAAGAGUAUGUCUGUGAAAGGGGCCAAAUUUGAGAAACAUGGUCCUAAAUGAUUGUCUCUCCCUCCUUUGUCCUUCACUCUGUGAAAACUUAAGAGUUCUUCAUUGUGAAGUUUGAUCUAGAACUGCAAUAUUAAGUUAAUUUCCUUCUGUGGUCUCUAGUGGGAAUGGUUAAUUUCUUUUCGAAUAUCCAGAGAUGACAGUGAUUUUUGCCUAAUUCUUUUCUAUGUUCCCAGUAUCUUAAGGAAUGGUAUUGUGAAAUACACCAAAUUAAAACUUUAUUCAUGUUUGUUCUCAAUCAUUAUAAAUAAAGGCACAUGCUAUUAUCCUUCACUAAGUACAAAUGGUUGAUAUGAU